AUGGAUGGAAGAUACUCGAACCUUUCAGCGAUAAAGGCUGCCAUUCUUAUUCAACGAUGGUAUCGACGGUGCUUGGCUCGAUUGGAGGCGAGACGACGUGCUACGUGGAGCAUAUUUACGGCAUUAGAAUAUUCGGGAGAACAAGAUCAGUUGAAGUUGUAUAAUUUUUUCAGCGAUAUUAUGCGAGCAAUGGCCGACUCAGAAAAUGCUGGUGUCAACAGUGGUGCACCGUCACUUUCUCAAGAUCUGCAUGAGAGAAACAUUUCAGCUAACGAUCAAGAGCUGGACUACAAAUUAGCUGAAGCGACAAAACCCGAACUAUUCAAGGUCGAUAAAUCCUAUAAAGGACCGGUGAUUAAGCUCCCACUGAAGAAAGCGCAUGUUGAUAACAUGAUUGAUGCCUUCAAACAAAAUAAGACGAUUCAUGUGCGUUAUUUGCUCAUGAUACUUCACGAAGCGAGACGAAUAUUCAAAGCGAUGCCAUCGGUUGUGCAUUUGUCCACGUCACUCUCGAAACAAGUCACAGUAUGCGGCGAUCUACACGGAAAAUUCGAUGAUCUAUCAAUUAUCUUAUACAAAAAUGGAUAUCCAUCAGUUGAUAAUCCAUACGUGUUCAAUGGUGAUUUUGUGGAUCGAGGCUCACAAAGUAUCGAGGUUUUUGUGGUUUUGUGUGCUCUCGUCGUCCUCAAUCCGUCCUCAGUGGUAUUGAAUCGUGGUAAUCAUGAAGAUCACAUCAUGAACCUACGGUAUGGAUUCGUUAAAGAGCUCAUGACCAAAUACAAGGAUGCAGCGACUCCAAUUGUACGUUUGCUGGAAGAUAUCUUCUCAUGGUUACCACUUGCAACGAUUAUCGAUAACGAUAUAUUUGUGACACACGGCGGUGUUUCUGAUAAAACCGAUCUGAAUCAAAUACGAAGAUUCCCUCGACACAAAUAUUUAUCAAUUAUGAGACCACCACUUGUGCAACGCAGAGACGGUAAGAAAAGUGUUGAUGUGAACGAGUGGAAACUUCUGUUGGAUUUGCUGUGGAGUGAUCCGAAGCAGCAGCCAGGGUGUUGGCCGAACGUCUUCCGAGGAGGUGGCUCGUACUUUGGACCGGAUGUCAGUCGACGAUUUUUGGAAAAGAAUCAUCUCAGAUUGCUGGUCCGCUCGCACGAGUGUAAGUAUGAAGGCUAUGAGUUCACACAUCACCAACGUGUACUCACCGUAUUCUCGGCAUCAAACUACUAUGAACUCGGCAGCAAUCGUGGUGCUUACGUCAAGUUCUUGGGCCCUAAGCGUGAACCACACUUCGUCCAAUAUAUGGCAACAAAAGUGCAUCGUAAAGUGACGGUCAGGGAGAGAUUAAGCAUUGUUGAGCAAUCUGCAAUAAGGGAUUUACGCGAAAAAGUUGGUGCUUUCAAUACGCAACUUCAAGAGGAAUAUACCAAACUAGAUCCGAAUCGAACAGGAAAGAUCUCAGUGCACAAAUGGUGUGAAUGUGCUGAGCGCGUGACAAAACUGAAUUUACCCUGGCAUGCACUCGCCAAUCGUUUGGUGACUCUAUCGAAUGAUGGUACUCAUGUUCUCUAUCUUGAAAAUCCGCCUCAAGCUUGCUUCACCAAGGGAACUAGGAAGAGUGGAAAGGCUAGUUUGACGUUCGGCUUAAUUUGUUUUACGUGGUUGAAACUCUGUACAGACACAAAAGCACAUUGGAAACUUUAUUCAGAUUUAUGGAUAAGUGUUGAUCUGAACGAUUACUUGCAGGAUAAUUCCGGUCUGGUUUCAAUGGACGAAUUCUUGGAAGCUUGCAAAGUGUUAGGUCAAUAUACAAGAACGCAUUUAUCGGCCUCGUAUUUGGAAGAAAUCGCAGAGAGCAUCGACUUCAACAAGGAUGGCUUUAUUGACCUGAACGAACUAUUGGAGGCGUUCCGUUUGGUCGACAAAAACAAAUGA
Molecule: messenger RNA, 1935 nt
Organism: Anisakis simplex (herring worm)
Lineage: Eukaryota; Metazoa; Nematoda; Chromadorea; Rhabditida; Anisakidae
Source: the annotation of a GenBank genome assembly